Messenger RNA from Closterium sp. NIES-67, 5063 nucleotides. Lineage: Eukaryota; Viridiplantae; Streptophyta; Zygnematophyceae; Desmidiales; Closteriaceae. The record is from the annotation of a GenBank genome assembly.
UCCCACCUCAAAUCCAUUCUUCGAAGGUUUACCUAGCCCCGCGCGCGACGUGCAGCUCACAGCGAGCUUGAAAUGGUAGAUUUUCCCUGAACCCGAGAACUAGUGACACGCAGGCUAGAGGCAUAUCGAACCAUAACGACAGGGUUCUGAAGGACUGGCAGACUACGUUCAAGAUUUGGCUCAUAGCACACGAGUUACCAGGCGAGUCGGUAGGACUUUCGCUAGUUUACGUUGAAGUAACCCUAACGCGACAUUGAUUGUCAACGCUUGAAAGCGAAUCCAGCUCGCAAUACUAUCUUACAGGCUACUCAAGUAGGUCGUUCCUAACUCUCGUUACAUUGCCAGUCGGGAUACCCCCUCCCUCGCUAGUAGUCGAAUCUCCUUCCCCUUAAGUCCCGGUCUACCUACCCUCGCGGCUUCGCGUUCCCCGCUGCAUUCCCUCGUCAGCUUCGUCGUCCAACCAGGCACCCGGAAUCCACGUAGUCCUACCUCCAUGAGGAGAUUAAGAUUUUCAGCUCCGCCCCGCUGGGUGUCUUGCGUGGCGGUGUUUCUUCUCGCCGGCCUUGCCGGCUUCGCCAGCCCGGCUAAUGCGCUGGUGGCCGUCAACUCCAUGCAAUACGGCUUUCUGGGGCAGCUGCGGGCGGCGUGGGGCGGCAACUUCUUGGAGGCGCGGACGUGGGCGUACGGGUCGAUGUGCAUGGAGGACAUCAGCGACGGCUCCGACGACGUCGCCGUGUUCAAAGGCAUCCUCUGCUCCGCCGACGGCAACGUCGUCGAGAUCAAUCUGCAGCAGAGGUCGCUGGUGGGCCCCAUUCCCGACAUCAUCUCCUACUUCAUCGCCCUCACUGGCCUGUACGUGACGGACAACGACCUGUACGGGUCUAUUCCUAGCGGCAUCAGCGCGCUCGCGUCCCUGCAAUACUUUCACAUGGACUACAAUCACAUCAGUGGCACCAUCCCCUCCACAAUAGCGAAGCUGCCCAUGCUGCAGAGCCUGCGGCUGAAGGGCAACCUGCUGACGGGCUCCAUCCCCAACGUCGCCACGCUCAAGAACCUCGCCACUCUCGAUCUAUCCCUGAACCAGCUGACGGGGAGCAUACCGCCGGCCCUUGCAGCACUGCCGGGUGCAGGAGAAAUAUACCUCGCAGGAAACAGUUUGACAGGCCCGCUGCCUCCCAAGCUCAACCUGCCCAACCUUAUGACCCUGGAUCUCUCCUUCAACUACUUGUCCGGGAGCAUUCCUGCCUCUGUCAGCACUCUUGCGACACUGCAGUACAUGGAUCUAGCCUACAACCAGCUAUCAGGCUCGCUUCCCUCGCAGAUGGGCAAGAUCUCCUCCCUCAUGCGACUGGACCUGCUAGCCAACACAAUGACCGGCAGCAUUCCUCUCGUCUUCUCCAACCUCACUCUCCUCCAAACGCUUGUGCUACAGCGCAACAGCAUGAGUGGUCUCAUUCCCUCGCAGCUCAGCAGACUCACCGGCCUGAUCGAACUGUCUCUGUCCAGCAACGGCUUCCAGGGCUCUCUGCCCGCCUCCCUCAGUGCUCUCACCUCGCUCACCUGGCUGUCCGUUAGCAGCAACCAGCUCAACGGCACCAUCCCCUCCGCCCUCUUCACUCUCUCCAACCUCCAAGUCCUCGAGCUGGACGACAAUCUGCUGACGGGCUCCAUCCCCGAGUCCAUUUCAGCUCUCGCCUCGCUGCAAUUCCUCUCCUUGUCUCGCAACAUGCUCUCCGGGGCCCUGCCUUCCUCGCUCGCCGGCACCACUGGACUCGUCUACGUUGACUUUAGCAGCAACGCGUUUUCGGAUGCGGUACCGCCGCAGUACUUCGCCCGCACUGCCUCCCGCUGGACGCUUGACGUCCGCAGCAACAUGUUGGUGGGCGAGGUGGACGCCCUGGCCAACGGCACAGCGUGGUACGACAACAACUACUUCUCCUCCACCGUCUUCGACGCCUCCUCCUGCGACCCCGCUGUCACUCCCGCCACGCUCUCCUUCCGCCGCAACUGCAUCCCCCCCACCGUCUGCGACGCCAUGCCCCAGAGGACGGACGCGGAGUGUGCCGCUUUCUGUGGACUCGCGCCCGCGGCCACGCCAGAGGGGGAGGUGUGCGGCGGGCAGGGCAUGUGCGCGCUGCUGCCGCAGCAGCCGGUUCAGGCAGGGGUGUGCUCGUGCGAGGACUCGUUUCAGAAUGGGGAGGACCCCGCGACUUGCGUGGAUUCCUCUGCUCCCUCGUUCCCGCUAUUCACAACCCUCCGCUCAUCCUCCCUCCCAACCGUCACCGGCAGUAACGUAGCAACAGCAGACGCCAGCAACGGCACCAUCAUGCUGACCACCUUCAGCGCCAACGAGUGGGGCGCGGCUCUCCUCGCCGCCCCCACGCGCCUCUUCUCCUUUGCUCUCCGCAAGGCCGGCUGCGGCCGCCCCUUCGCCUUCUCCGUCGCCUUCUCCUUCCAGCUCACCCCCGCCCCGGGGAAAAAAUCUUCUGGAGGGAUCGCGUUCGUGAUUGCUUCUGCUGAUUCGGCCUCUACAGGGGAUGUGUUUGGGCUGGGGUACUCGGGGUUCGGAGCCAAGAGCGUGGCGGUGGAGUUCGACGGGUUUCAGGAUAAGAACCUAACGAUCAAGGACAUGUCGGCGAACCACGUGGGGCUCAACCUCAACGGCAACCCCUUCUCCGUUGCUGCGGCCACCUCCGCAGUGGUGUUUGGAGAUGGGAAGGUGAAGUACGCGUGGAUCGACUACGUGCCGCUGGGCGACACUGCAGGGACUGUGUCUGUGUUUGUGGCGGCCACGGCAGUGAAGCCGGUGAAGGCGGCGCUGAGUGCGCCUCUGUCGCUGUGCGCUGUGCUGGGGCCGGUGGAAGGGGAGGAGUCGUUCUAUGUGGGGUUCACGGGGGCGAGCACGACGCUGACGGGGCAGAGGAACGUCAUUCUGAGCUACACCAUCAAUACCAGUCUACCCAACGCCCUCGCACCGAAGCCCACUGUCGCGUAUCCCCUGGGCUUCGCCUUCACCAAGGACGCCUUCUCCUCGCUCAACGCCAACCGCUUCUCGCGCCACGUCAGCGUGGGCUCCAGCGCCACGGCGCGCGAGUGGACCCCCAAGGACGCGGUCAACUGGAACGACAUGGGGCUCCCGUGGCCCGUCAAGGACCAGCUCAAGUGCGCCGACAGCUGGGCGUUCGCCCUCGUGGGCAGCAUCGAGGCAGCGUACAGCAUCGUGGGGAAUCUGUCCAAGUCCACCAUUUUCAAGGUGGACCCGCUGAGGACGUCGCUCAAGACGAAUUGCAAGGGCGGGAACCCCACGGCGGGGCUGCAGUUUUUGGUGACCAGCGGGAAGGUCGGGGGCGGGCUCACUGCCCAGACCACGUACACACGGCCCAUGGGGGUUGCUGCUGCUGCUCUCAGAGGGACCAAACCUGUGGUGCCCACGUUCCCCAUAGCGGGCUUUGAGCGUGCGCCCAGCAUGGGGUGGUUCGGGCUGCUGCUGGCCGUGCAGCAGCAGCCUGUGGUGGUGGCCAUCCAGGCCACAGCCCCAUCGUUCAUCUCCUACAACGGGCUGUUCAAGUACCAGGACCCGGCGUGCUUCACCUUCUCCCCGAACCACGCAGUGCUGGUCGUGGGGUACCGGCUCUCGGGCUCCGACCCCGCUCUCCCACACAUCGCUGCGCCCUACUGGAUCAUCCGCAACUCGUGGGGCGAGGGGUGGGGCGACGGCGGGCACAUGCGCAUGGACAUGCAGGGCGGGUAUGGCGUCUGCGGCAUCAACACGCUCCCAGGCGUCUACCCUGUCGUCAAAUCGUCCUCGGAUGCGUGCAACAAAGACGUGAUUCUGCCGGACGGCACACCCCUGGCGAACCCGUGUGGGGGGUUUGCAUGCACGGUGAAUGGCACGACCAACAAAUGCGCCUGCGACGGCACCUACUACGUGCAGGCCACCAACCUCGAUGGCUCGCGCACCUGCACUCUCGUGGACGUGUGUGGGGCGUCGGGCUUCAACCCGUGUGGCGUGGGCACGUGUGUGAAUGACGGGGUGGGCUCCUACUCCUGCGUGUGCCCGGCCAACCACCGCCAGGGCAUCACCAUCGACGGCACCUUCUCCUGUGCUCCCUCGCUCACCCUGGCGGCCAACUACACAGUGAGGGGCGGUGAAGUGACGUGCGCGCACGUGCACCAGACACUCGGACUCACUCUAAAGCAGCUGCAGCAGCUCAACUCUGCGCUGGACUGCAAUGCGGCCAUCCCCAUCAACACCACCAUCAUCACCACGCGCACCGCGCCUCUCCUUGGCUGCUCUGCCUACUACACCACCACCGCUAGCGACACGUGUCUGGGCAUAGCGACGCGGCACGGGCUGACGGACAACUGCGACCCCGUGGAGAAUGAGACGUGCACGUCGCCCUCCACCACUGCGUGCGUCAAGCCCUGCUCCGCCGCACUGCAGACACUCAACCCGGGCCUCGACUGCAGCGUCGGCACCGACGGCACGCUCCCCGCGUACCUCUCUGUCUGUGUCAAGGUGGAUUAUUUAUACGUGCCGCGCGUGCCGGCGUGCCCGCACGUGCACACGGUGGCGCCGGGGGAGACGUGUGACGUGCUGCGCAGCACGGUGGCAGGAGGGAUGAGUCUGGAGGAGCUGCUGCGGCUCAACCCGGGGAUUCUGUGCGACCGCCUCGCCAUGCCCGUGCCCGCUGCUGCUGCUGCUGUCAUUCCCAACUACGAUUUGUGCUGGGCCGACGCGUACGAUCCCCAGAUUCCCACGUGCCCACGACCGUACGUCGUUCUCAAGGCUGACACAUGCGACACAAUCCUGCCCAAGUCCUUUGGUGGAAGUCAUGAUUGCUUCAGGCAGAUCAACGGCUACGAAUGCCUCAACCCCCUACAACUGGGCGCUCGUAUUUGCCUGCCAGAUCCCGCGGCGCUAUCUAGGGGCAGGUGCCUUGUGUAGAGAAAGGCGUAAUGGAGAUGUUUGUGUAAACCCUGUACAUGCUUGCUGAAUUUUUUUGUAUUUUUUAUAUUAAUUUUCAUUGUUUGUGUGAUGUAUAGUAUUUAUUGAUUUAUAA